AUGACUUUUGUUAUGAUUUGGCACUACAUGAAUAAAACUGAAUUGAAAUUGAAAAAAAAAGUGCAAUACCACUGACGGCUGCCAGGUGCUGGCUCCAAUAGACUCCCAUUCAAAAAGCUUCAACUUCUCUCACAAAAUACUGAGUCAGUAGAUUUUUUCAAUGAGUCAUUAUGGUCUCAGUCACUAAAGUUGGGCCUAGAUUUGGGAACUUCUGAACUCAUGCAAAUAUUUUCUCACUAAUUCAUAAACCAAUUAAUAAAUGCACAUCCAGCAUUUGAUGAUUUGAGUGACAAAGUCAAAUCAAAAAGUGAAAUCAAAAAAGAGCCUUAAGGCUCACCAGGUUGUAAAGUAGAUGACACUGUGCUAAUCUGAAGUUGAGUUUUACAGAUAAGACAUAUGGAGCAGCAGAUGCAGUUAAAGGUGAGUUUGAUGAACUAACCUACAAGUACACUGACAUUUAGCACAAAAUAUGCAUCAAAUAAAUCCUUGUCCAUAGUUAUCACUGACAAUAUUUAAAGUUGCAUAUUAGCUUUAUACUACAAUCUAAGGAAAACCAUAACCCGGCUGAAUGAUCUUGUAGUCAGCUCAAGGGUUUUCUUGUCAAAAAAUAUUUAGAAACAAACUGGAACUGCCUUUACUGACUGAAAUCAAAAACAUAAGUUGUAAACACUAGCAACACAUAGAUGGAUGUCUGCUUUUAGUGUUACCCAUGCCAUAUUUGGCAUGUGUCCCAGAUUUAACCUUUGAUGUGUAAGCAAACUGGAUUCAAUAUAAGGAGUUCAAGAAGACAUGGCAGUGUGUGGUACAGAACCUUUAAGGAUUUUUUUCUAAAAACACUUAAUUUGGUCAAAACAUAUUUAGGAAGGCACUGGAACUGCCUUUACUGAUUAAAAUCAAAAACAUAAGGGGUAUACACUAGGAACACAUGUAUAAGAUGUCUGCUUUUAGUGUUACCCACACCACAUUUGGCAUGUGUCCCAGAUUUAACCUUUGCUGUGUAAGCAAACUGGAUUCAAUAUAAGGAGUCCAAGACAGCAUGUCAGUGUGUGGUACAGGACCCUUGAAGACACCUGCUUGUGGUAAGCAUAUCUUCUAUCUGAAGCAUAUCUUUUAUCUCAUUAAUAUGUUUAUUGAGCGAACCUUUCCUUUCAAACUACAAAUAUGUAAUAUGUUUUCAACAGGAUUGUGGAAUAUAACAGACUUUUGAAAGAGAGAGGGUCAGGUAUGAACAACUUUCUACUAUUUUAUAAUUUGUAGAUAUUUUAUGUGAAAUAAUUCAUCCUGUGACAAUUUUGUUUCAUCUGUUUUUGAAAACUGAGGUUACUGUUAAUAUUAUUAUAAUUAUAACAUUAUAACAUCACUGUCUAGAAAAUAAUUUUGAAUGAGCUAUGAUGAAAUCACUUGUCUGUUAAUUAUUUAGUUGAACUUGAUUAUUCAGGGCUGUUCAGACUUGAGCACUGAAGAAGUUGUAAGACAAAACUCACUCUUCUUUGUAAUUACCUCACAGACAACAGCUGCCACCAUGAGUACAGACGCGGAAAUGGCCAUUUAUGGCAAAGCUGCCAUUUAUCUCCGUAAACCAGAGAAGGAGAGAAUUGAGGCUCAAAGCAAACCAUUUGAUGCCAAGACAGCCUGCUAUGUGGCCGAUGCCAAAGAGCUGUACCUGAAGGCAACAAUACUCAAGAAAGAGGGUGGCAAAGUCACCGUCAAAGUCCUGGACACAGAGGAGGAGAAGACAGUUAAAGAAGAUGACGUCUGUCCAAUGAACCCUCCCAAAUUCGACAAAAUUGAGGACAUGGUCAUGAUGACCCAUCUCAAUGAAGCCUCUGUCUUGUAUAACCUUAAAGAGCGUUAUGCAGCAUGGAUGAUCUACACCUACUCUGGGUUGUUCUGCGCCACUGUGAACCCCUACAAGUGGCUCCCAGUGUACGAUGCUGAAGUUGUAAGUGCCUAUAGAGGCAAGAAGCGUAUGGAGGCUCCACCCCACAUCUUCUCUGUCUCUGACAACGCUUAUCAGUUCAUGCUUUGUGAUAGGGAGAACCAGUCUGUCUUGAUCACUGGAGAAUCUGGUGCUGGAAAGACUGUGAACACCAAGCGUGUCAUCCAGUACUUUGCAACAAUCUCAGUUGGUGGAGACAAGAAGAAGGACACAGGAAAGAUGCAGGGGUCACUGGAGGAUCAGAUUAUUGCAGCCAAUCCCUUGCUGGAGGCCUAUGGUAAUGCCAAAACUGUGAGAAAUGACAACUCUUCUCGUUUUGGUAAAUUCAUCAGAAUCCAUUUUGGAACAUCUGGCAAAUUGGCUAGUGCUGAUAUUGAGACAUAUCUGCUGGAGAAGUCUAGAGUGACAUUCCAGCUUCCUGAUGAGAGAGGCUACCACAUCUUCUACCAAAUGAUGACCAACCACAAGCCUGAGCUGAUUGAAAUGUCACUCAUUUCAACCAACCCCUAUGACUUCCCCAUGAUCAGCAUGGGUCAGAUCACAGUGGCCAGCAUUGAUGACAAAGAGGAGCUGGAUGCCACCGAUAAUGCUAUUGAUAUCCUGGGCUUCAGUAAUGAGGAGAAGAUGAGCAUCUAUAAAAUGACUGGUGCUGUCAUCCACCAUGGUAACAUGAAGUUCAAGCAGAAGCAGCGUGAGGAGCAGGCUGAGCCUGAUGGCACAGAGGAUGCUGACAAGGUUGCUUACUUGUUGGGUCUAAACUCCGCUGACAUGCUGAAGGCUCUGUGCUAUCCCAGAGUGAAGGUCGGAAAUGAGUUUGUCACCAAGGGACAGACUGUACCUCAGGUGCUGAACUCAGUGACUGCCCUUGCAAAGUCUAUCUAUGAGAGGAUGUUCUUGUGGAUGGUCAUCCGUAUCAACCAGAUGUUGGACACUAAACAGCCCAGGCAGUUCUUCAUUGGUGUCCUGGAUAUUGCUGGCUUUGAAAUCUUUGAUUUCAACACAUUGGAACAGCUGUGCAUUAACUUCACCAAUGAGAAAUUGCAGCAGUUCUUCAACCACCACAUGUUUGUGCUGGAGCAAGAAGAGUACAAGAAGGAGGGCAUUAUCUGGGAGUUCAUUGACUUUGGCAUGGACUUGGCUGCCUGUAUUGAGCUGAUUGAAAAGCCCAUGGGCAUCUUCUCCAUCCUUGAAGAGGAGUGCAUGUUCCCCAAGGCCACGGACACAUCCUUCAAGAACAAGCUGUAUGACCAGCAUCUUGGCAAAAAUAAAGCAUUUGAGAAGCCAAAGCCAGCCAAGGGCAAGGCUGAGGCCCACUUCUCCCUGGUGCACUAUGCUGGUACUGUGGACUACAAUAUCUGUGGCUGGCUUGACAAGAACAAGGACCCACUGAAUGAGUCUGUCCUGCAGCUGUACCAGAAGUCCUCAGUUAAACUUUUGGCUCUUCUGUAUCCUCCUGCUGCUGCUGAGGAUACCGGAAAGAAGGGAGGCAAGAAGAAGGGUGGUUCUAUGCAGACUGUGUCUUCACAGUUUAGGGAGAACUUGGGCAAGCUGAUGACUAACUUGAGGAGCACCCAUCCUCACUUUGUGCGCUGUCUGAUUCCCAAUGAGUCAAAGACUCCAGGUCUGAUGGAGAACUUCCUGGUCAUCCACCAGCUCAGGUGUAACGGUGUGCUGGAGGGUAUCAGAAUCUGCAGAAAAGGUUUCCCCAGCAGAAUCCUCUACGGUGACUUCAAGCAGAGGUACAAGGUACUGAAUGCCAGCGUCAUCCCUGAGGGCCAGUUCAUUGACAACAAGAAGGCUGCAGAGAAGCUGCUUGGUUCAAUCGAUAUUGAUCAUGACCAGUACAGAUUUGGACACACCAAGGUGUUCUUCAAGGCUGGUCUGCUGGGUACCCUUGAGGAAAUGAGAGAUGAAAAGCUGGCAAAUCUUGUUACCAUGACUCAGGCUAUCUGCCGUGGGUUCCUCAUGAGAAGGGAGUUUGUGAAGAUGAUGGAAAGGAGGGAUGCCGUCUUUACAAUCCAGUACAACGUACGUUCAUUCAUGAAUGUCAAACACUGGCCAUGGAUGAAGGUGUACUACAAGAUCAAGCCUCUGCUGAAGAGUGCUGAAACUGAGAAGGAGCUGAUGCAGAUGAAGGAGAACUAUGAGAAGAUGGAAAAAGACUUGGCUACCGCUCUGGCCAAGAAGAAGGAACUGGAGGAAAAGAUGGUGUCUCUCCUGCAGGAGAAGAACGAUCUGCAGCUGCAAGUAGCAUCUGAAUCAGAGAAUCUGUCAGAUGCUGAGGAGAGAUGUGAGGGACUUAUCAAGAGUAAGAUUCAGCUGGAGGCCAAACUCAAAGAGACAACUGAGAGACUGGAGGAUGAAGAGGAAAUCAAUGCUGAGCUUACUGCCAAGAAGAGAAAGCUGGAGGAUGAAUGCUCUGAGCUCAAGAAGGAUAUUGAUGACCUGGAGCUGACCUUGGCCAAAGUGGAAAAGGAGAAACAUGCCACUGAGAACAAGGUGAAGAAUCUGACUGAGGAGAUGGCCUCUCAGGAUGAGAGCAUUGCUAAGCUGACCAAGGAGAAGAAAGCCCUUCAGGAGGCUCAUCAGCAGACUCUUGAUGACCUGCAAGCUGAGGAGGACAAAGUCAACUCACUGACCAAGUCAAAGACCAAGCUUGAGCAGCAAGUGGAUGAUCUUGAGGGUUCUUUGGAGCAAGAGAAGAAGCUGCGUAUGGACCUGGAGAGAGCCAAGAGGAAGCUUGAGGGUGAUCUGAAACUGGCCCAGGAAUCUAUCAUGGAUCUUGAGAACGACAAACAGCAGUCUGAGGAGAAAAUUAAAAAGAAGGACUUUGAAACUAGUCAGCUCCUUAGCAAGAUUGAGGAUGAGCAGUCAAUGGGCGCUCAGCUUCAGAAGAAGAUCAAGGAGCUUCAGGCCCGUAUUGAGGAACUGGAGGAGGAGAUUGAGGCUGAGCGUGCUGCUCGUGCCAAGGUUGAGAAGCAGAGAGCUGAUCUCUCCAGGGAACUUGAGGAGAUCAGUGAGAGGCUGGAGGAGGCCGGUGGUGCCACUGCUGCUCAGAUUGAGAUGAACAAGAAGCGCGAGGCUGAGUUCCAGAAGGUCCGUCGUGACCUUGAGGAAGCCACCCUGCAGCAUGAGGCCACUGCUGCUGCUCUGCGCAAGAAGCAGGCUGACAGCGUUGCUGAGCUGGGUGAGCAGAUCGACAACCUCCAGCGUGUCAAGCAGAAGCUUGAGAAGGAAAAGAGUGAAUACAAGAUGGAGAUUGAUGACCUCUCCAGCAACAUGGAGGCUGUUGCUAAAGCAAAGGGAAAUCUUGAAAAGCUGUGCCGUACUCUUGAGGACCAACUUAGUGAACUAAAGACCAAGAAUGAUGAAAAUCUUCGUCAAAUCAAUGAUGUGGGUGCACAGAAAGCACGUCUUCUGACAGAAAAUGGUGAGUUUGGCCGUCAAAUUGAAGAGAAAGAAGCUCUAGUCUCCCAGCUGACCAGAGGCAAACAGGCCUUCACACAGCAGAUUGAGGAGCUGAAGAGACAUAUUGAAGAGGAGGUUAAGGCCAAGAAUGCUCUUGCCCAUGGACUGCAAUCAGCCCGCCAUGACUGUGAUCUGCUGAGGGAGCAGUUUGAAGAGGAGCAGGAGGCCAAGGCUGAGCUGCAGCGUGGAAUGUCCAAGGCCAACAGUGAGGUGGCUCAGUGGAGAACUAAGUAUGAAACUGAUGCUAUCCAGCGCACUGAGGAGCUUGAGGAGGCCAAGAAAAAGCUUGCCCAGCGCCUUCAGGAGGCUGAGGAGCAGAUUGAGGCUGUGAACUCCAAGUGUGCUUCUCUGGAGAAAACCAAACAGAGGCUCCAGAGUGAGGUGGAGGACCUCAUGAUUGACGUGGAGAGGGCUAAUGGGCUGGCCGCCAACCUGGACAAGAAGCAGAGGAACUUUGACAAGGUGUUGGCAGAGUGGAAACAAAAGUAUGAGGAGGGUCAGGCAGAGCUUGAAGGAGCUCAGAAGGAGGCUCGUUCUCUCAGCACUGAGCUGUUCAAGAUGAAGAACUCUUAUGAGGAAGCUCUGGAUCACCUGGAGACCAUGAAGCGUGAAAACAAGAACCUGCAACAGGAGAUCUCAGAUCUGACUGAACAGAUUGGUGAGACUGGCAAGAGCAUCCAUGAGCUGGAGAAGUCCAAGAAGCAGGUGGAGACAGAGAAGGCUGAGAUCCAGACAGCUCUUGAAGAGGCUGAGGGCACUCUUGAACAUGAAGAGUCUAAGAUCCUGCGCGUCCAGCUGGAGCUCAACCAGAUUAAAGGUGAGGUGGACAGGAAGCUGGCAGAGAAAGAUGAGGAGAUGGAGCAGAUCAAGAGGAACAGCCAGAGGGUGAUUGACUCCAUGCAGAGCACUCUGGAUUCUGAGGUCAGGAGCAGAAAUGAUGCCCUGAGAAUCAAGAAGAAGAUGGAGGGAGAUCUGAACGAGAUGGAGAUUCAGCUGAGCCAUGCCAAUCGCCAGGCUGCUGAGUCCCAGAAGCAGUUGAGGAAUGUGCAGGCACAGCUGAAGGAUGCACAAUUGCACCUUGAUGAUGCUGUCAGAGCCCAGGAUGACAUCAAGGAACAAGCUGCUAUGGUGGAACGCAGAAACGGUCUUAUGGUGGCUGAAAUUGAGGAACUUAGAGUUGCCCUGGAACAGACAGAGAGAGGCCGCAAAAUUGCUGAGCAGGAGCUGGUGGAUGCCAGUGAGCGUGUUGGACUUCUGCACACUCAGAACACAAGCCUUCUGAACACUAAGAAGAAGCUUGAGGCUGACUUGGUUCAGAUCCAGAGUGAAGUGGAUGACACUGUUCAGGAAGCAAGGAAUGCAGAGGAGAAGGCCAAGAAGGCCAUCACUGAUGCUGCAAUGAUGGCUGAAGAGCUGAAGAAGGAGCAGGACACCAGUGCUCACCUGGAGAGGAUGAAGAAGAACCUGGAGGUGGCUGUUAAGGACCUGCAGCACCGCCUGGAUGAGGCUGAGAACCUGGCCAUGAAGGGUGGCAAGAAGCAGCUCCAGAAACUCGAGUCUAGGGUGCGUGAGCUGGAGACAGAGGUUGAGGCUGAACAAAGACGUGGAGCAGAUGCUGUUAAGGGUGUUCGCAAAUAUGAGAGGAGGGUGAAGGAACUCACCUACCAGACUGAAGAGGACAAGAAAAACAUUACCAGGCUGCAGGAUUUGGUUGACAAGUUACAGCUCAAGGUGAAGGCCUACAAGAGGCAGUCUGAGGAAGCGGAGGAGCAGGCCAAUGUUCAUCUGUCCAAGUGCAGGAAGAUCCAGCAUGAGCUUGAGGAGGCUGAGGAGCGUGCAGACAUUGCAGAGUCCCAGGUCAACAAGAUGAGAGCAAAGAGCCGUGACUCCGGCAAGGGAAAAGAGGCAGAAUAAAGCACUCCACCUGAUGGGCUGAUUCUAAUCAUAUAAUAUGAUGUGAAAUAUACCACAAUAAAACAGUUUUUUCAUCUUAAAUUGCUGUUUGUGUUAUUUUGAUCUCAAUGUGUCCUGAGAUAUAGCAAAUGUGUAAUUUGGAUCAUCUGUGACAAAGUUAAACAAAAUUCUACUAUAUUUAUUAGAAUGGCUGGCUACAGCAUAAAGUAUGCUGCAUAAUGUUUUUGAUGUAUGGGUCUGAGAUAUUUUAAAGUUAAAAUUGACCAGCUACCACCACAUAAUUACAGUGGGGAGAAUGAUUGGCAAUUAUCUGCUAUCCAAACAGCAGAAGGAGCUGCUCUGCCAUCCUAUAAGGUCCGGUAGAAGUGGCAACAACCAGGGCUUGAAAGAGAGAAGUAACAGGAGCGCUGCUGGUGUCCCUCAAACUACCGGUGCUCAUGGAAGUGUGUGUGACACCAGACCCUGAAGAAGGUGCAAGCUGACACGCUUUGGUGUGUUUUUUAAUGACUCUAGCCCAUUGAAAUAAAGGCCUUCUAUUUUUCAAACCUACCUUGAGUGCCUGGACCUGGAUUUUUAUGCUAUUUUUUGGUCAUAAUUCUUCCGCUCUUCUUCAAACCAGGGCUUGAAAUUGAAGCCAAUGCAAAAGUCCCUUAAAGUGCAAUACCACUGACGGCCACUAGGUGAUGGCUUCAAAAUGUCCCUGGCUUCAGUAGACUCUUAUUCAAAAAGUGUAAACUUCUCUCAUGAAAUACUGUUUCAAUAGAUUUUUUUUCAACAAAUCAUUAUGGUCUCAAUCACUAAAUUCAGGCCUAAAUUCGGGAACUUCUGGACUCAUGUACACAUUUCGUCAAUAAUUCACAAAUCAAGUAAUAAAUUCUCCUCAGACACGUGAUGAUCUGAAUACAAAUAAGAGGCUUGAGGCUGGCCAGGUUGUGUGCAGGAAGCAGGGUAUGCAGAGAGGGCAAAUCAUCAUGGUCUCAAUCACUA
This is a messenger RNA of Thunnus maccoyii (southern bluefin tuna), 8308 nucleotides long. RefSeq names its product myosin heavy chain, fast skeletal muscle-like. The transcript has 39 exons. Gene Ontology annotation, cellular component: myosin complex. Gene Ontology annotation, molecular function: ATP binding; cytoskeletal motor activity; actin filament binding. The record is from RefSeq and is a predicted model, not a curated record. Lineage: Eukaryota; Metazoa; Chordata; Actinopteri; Scombriformes; Scombridae. The coding region runs from base 1523 to 7321 and encodes 1932 amino acids.